AUGCUAUAAAAGAAACUAAAUAUGUUAAUAAUAAACAUAUACUUUUUAUUAAAAUUAGUUUUAUCUACUAAUAUAGAUACAUUUAUACCAGGCUACAAUAUAGACAUUGAUGGAUUAUCGAUUGCCUUAACAAAUCAAUAUUUUGACUUUGGUUAAAAUUCUUUUCUAACUUGCCCUGAAAGUUGUGGAGCAUGUAAUGAUUAAAAUACUUGUAUAAGCUGUAAAUUUGGAUUCUUUUAAUGGUCUCCUGUGUUUAACAAUAAUUUAUAUUGUGUUUAAUGUCCUAUGUUUAAUCCUAAUGAUAUUUAGAAUAAUAUUCCCUGCGCUGAUUGUGUAAUGAAUCCUUUAACUUGGUAAAAUACCAAAAGAUGUAGUUAUAAAUUCACAAGAAUAUAAGAAAUUUAAGAUCAAAAAGUGUUAAGAUAUUUGAAUGUUUCAGAUUCUUCAACCUAGUAUCUAUAUUAAGUUUAUACUAAUGAUUAAAUAGGAAGCUAGAAUAUACAAGUUGUUGAGUUUCCUGGUGGUGAUAAGUGGUGUGGGUAUGAAUUACAAAAUUAAAUUUUUGGUCUGAAUUGUUAUAGCAUAUAUACUUAAAACCCAGUAGAUUAAUCAUAAACAGCUGUAAUAUGUAGAACUGGAUUUGCUUUUAAUUGGAACACUGGUAAUUGUGAUUAAUGCCCUGCUAAUUGUGAUUAAUGUGCAUCAAGUACUUAAUGUUCUGUUUGUUCAAUCGGAUAUACAUUAGGAGCAUAAUUUUAAUGUGUGUAGUGUACAGCUUAUAUAGCAAAUUGUAAUAGUUGCUAUUUUCAAAAUUCUUAAGGAAUUAAUUUUAUAACAAACUCUUACUAAUCUGGAAAUUUUCAAGAUGUCAAUAGCUUGCAAGCAGCUGGAUUCGUUAUGAGAUGUUCUUAAUGCUCUUAAAAUCCGAUUUAUUUUAUCCCUAGUUUAGAUUUAACAAAUUGUGAAAACUGCUCUUCAAUAAAUAAUUGCAUAAGUUGUAGAUAUGCAUCUACAGAUUUAGGGUAGGUUUUAGAUCAUUCUAGUAACCCAUUUAUAGUAGACUAGUCUGAUAUAUCAAAUUAUGGAAAAUAUUGCUUAUUUUGCUCUGACCCUUACUUCAUAAAUUACAAUGGCCAAUGUGAAAUUUGUAGUGAUCCAAACUGCGAGCAAUGCUAUUAUGGUUCCUCUUCUGGUACUGAUAGCAGUUAUACCUUAUAGCAAAACUUUAUCUAUAAAAGUACUCAAGAUAACCUCAUUUUAAAAUGUGCUUUUUGUAUUUAUAGCUUAAAUUCAGCAGCACUUAUGUUAGAUGGAACUUGUAGAACAGGUCUAGCAUUUUUAUAAACUAAAGACCCAAACUGCGGAAAGUGGAAUUAAUUUAAAGUUCUAUAAGCAGGUGCAAGCUUAGAUGCAACAUACUUUUAAUGUGUAGAGUGCUUAAAUGGUUAUGGGUAUGAUGUGAGCAAAGCACCAUAAAAUAGGAUAUGCGAUCAGACACCUACUCUAAUGAAUGUUCCGUUUUGUACUAGUUUUUAUUAUAUUACUAUAAAUAAUGUUCCCUAAGCAGUAUCUUGUAUUAGAUGUUAAUAAGGGUUUACUGCUUCUGCAGCCAGAGGUUGUGUCUCUUGUUCUAGUGGUUUAGUAGGUCAAAAUACGAUGAAUUUUUAGACACAAUCUACUUGCUCUAGAUGUAGCUUGAUCUCGCCGACAGGAUUUAACUAUACAUACUACUUAAUUACAUCUCAAUAAAAUUUAAAUGCAGCUAAGACAGCUUAAAUAGAAAUUUAAUAAAAUUUACCAUAAAUUCCAUUAUGCACUUAGUGUGGUUCAACAAAUGUUUAUGGAUUUUGUCGAGUAGCUUGUUUUUAUGGCUGUUAUUCAGAAUUGACAUAUAACGCAUGCAUUUAAAACCCAUCCACAUUUAGUUCUAAGUGUGUAGCUUGUGGCAAUGUCUAAAGCGUUGAUUGGAAUUUAUCUUAAUCAUUAUCAUCAGACUCUACUCAGUGCAUUUUAUGUUAAAGAUAUUGUGGUAUGUGUUAACAAAGAACUACAACUUAAAUGAAUUUGAUUAACCCAUAUUUUAACGCAGUCUAUACUUAUGAUUUACAAAAAUAUGCUAAUUAAUGUAUAAAAUGCAGAACAAUUGAUGAUAUUUGUGAUGACUUUUAAGAUCCAUCAUAAUAAUAUUAAGGGUAUCAUCUUGAUUGCACUAAAAGAAGUGAUUACAUAAUGAAUUACGAUCCAAAUAUCAACUAAUGCACACCAUGUUUAAAGACUGAUCCAUCCUGCACUAGAAUAUUAAAAAUAUAAUAGCUUAUAGAGUGUAGACCUAAUAUAUCAGCCGAUGAUUUAAACUUAGGAAAUGAUUAAAAUAACUAUUUUAAAAAUAGAGCUUCAGGUAAUUAAGAUCUUAGUCACAUUUUUACUGGAGUAAAUGUUGUAUUUUUAGAUGCUUGGAAUCCUUCCACAACUUUGUCAAUUAAUUUUUAAGAUUUUGCCAAUGUUGACUAAAGUAACCUAUAACUAUAUCUUGCUCUAAACGAAGAAAACGUAUCUAACAUAGAAUUUGAAUUGCUAUUUAUACCUUAUGAAUAAUAAUAUACUACAAAUGAUAAAAUUACUAAAACUGGAAACACCUGUUUAUUUCAAAAUGAUGUUACCUUUUCUUUGCAAAUUGCAUAGCACAUAGCUAACAUUAACAUUUUAUCACUCACUUUCAAGACACUUAACCCUAAUACUGGGUAAAUAGGCUAAGAUCCUUUAGAUUUAUUUAUAACUCAAUUCAGUUUUUCAGGUUGGAACUACUUUAAUUUUGAGAAUAUCAAUUUUCUUCCCAUGUACUCACUUAAACCUACUGUCCCUUUAAAAAAUAUGCUUCUUGAUUUUUCAAAUAACUAAUUUUCUAGUUAACUAUUUUUGACUGAUAUAAAUUUCGUUAGCGGUUAUGAUAUUAAUAAACAAUAAACACUUUUAAAUUCAGCCAAAACAAUAUUUUGUCCUGUGAUUGAUACGUACAAUAUGAAUUAUAUUCAGCUAAAGAAUGUUUUAGUAUAAAAUUUUAUUUACUAGAAAUCAAUCAACCUAUUUAAAUUUAAUGUAGCAUUAGCCUAUUAAACUUCCAUAUUUAUGAUGAAUAUUAAUAAAUUAAUUAUAAAUUAAUGCUAGUUUUCUAAUGUUGAUUUUAUAUAGCUCUAUUUUAACACAACUACUAUCCAUAUUAGUGAUGUUACAAUAGGUAUGAGUGUUUUAACAAAUAUGAAUUUUAUUAAUUAGCUUCCUGGUCAUAAUUUUGCUUAAUCUUAGCAUUCAUUAGCAUUAACAAAUAUAUUAUUUGACAGUACUUAAUUCUUAUCAAGCACUUUUUUGAACGCAUAUAAUUUGCUUACAUUUAAAGUAACUUCUCUUACUUUAAAUUUAGUGUCUAAUCUUUAAUACAAAUAAAAAACUGCCUUAAUCACUACAAAUAUAGGAACUAUUACUAAAAUGAAUUUAUUAAAUUCCUUGACUAAUUAGGUACCUGUUUAAACCAUAUAUGCUUCAAACAUUACACUUUUCUAAUUUCCAACUUAAAGCUAAGCAAAAGCAGCUCCAAGCAUAACUUUAGAUUAACUAAGUGUUUAAUAAAUUACAUUUUAAGCAACCAAUGGAUUUAUUAUGAAUUUGGCAAGCUACUAAAAUGUCUAUUAAGUAAGAGGAGAAGUAGUAGUAUCCAAUUUAAAAAUAUUAAGUUGUUCUGGAGACACUCCUCAAAACUUUUUGUUUUAUUUCUCUUCUAUUAGGUUGGUGACAUUUAGUUAAGUUACUAUCUCAGACACAUUAGGCCUUAGCUUUAUAUAUGCAGGAUACUCAGAUUAGAUAACUCUAUCUUAAGGUAGCAUUAAAAGUGCUUAAUUUCCACAAAUUUGCUAAAAUUUAGUAUCGUCAACUUAACUAAACUAGUAUCAUGGCUAAAUUCUAUCUAUAAAAAAUCUAAGGUCUUAACUCUAUAUGGAAAACUACUCCUUUCAAAAUUUAUGCACAGUUGAUAGAGCAUUUUUCUAUUUUAUUCAUGAUUAAAGAGAUCCUAUUUUCCCUUCAGAAAAACUUUCUGGUACAAUCCCAUAUUUCAUUUCAUAAAAUGCUAAUUAAUAUGACCAGUUUGAUAUUAAAGGUACUAAUACAAAUGUUGCAUUUAAUACUUUAACUUUCGACAGUAUUUCAACGAUUGUUUAAGAUUCGAAUGUAGUAUCUUCAGUAUUCUAUUUUAACACUAACAUUUAAUAUCGAAAUUUACUUGUAGAUGUUAAUGCUAAUAAUAUUUAAAUAGUGACUCAAUAAGAUACACUAUUUAAGUCUUCAUCUGCAUUCAUAAACUAAGAUUCAAAUCCUUCAUCUCUAAUAUUAGUUAGACUUACCUUAAAAAACUGCAACUCAAAUCUUCAAAUUUAAAAUGGCAUUCUUUUUAACGGUAUUAAUUUUGCAACUGAGUCUUCUGUAUAUGAUACAGCUAAUUCAGGAUCAAAAUAUAAUUAAUUUGGUUAUCAAGGAGGUUUUCUAAAUAUAAUAACUAAAAAUAUGACAAUUUUAUCUUCUAAAUUUACAAAUUCUAUAUCUGAUUAAGGUGGAGCUAUUUACUUGAAAACAUUCUCAACAACAGCAAAAGUGGUUAUAAUAAAAAGUAUAUUUUAGAAUUUAGCAACAUCUUUUAAUGAUUAAGGAACUGGUAUAGGAGGAGCUAUAUCAAUAGAUGGGACUACCUCGUUAACUUUAACUGUUUCUGAGUGCACAUUUGAUAGCAUCUUUUCUUACAAAAAAGGAGCAAUUCUAGAUCUAACUUGUGGUUAAACAAUUUGCAUAAUAAAUUUUAAAAGCAAUAUUAUUUCUAAUGUUUUUGCACCAACAGGCAGUAUAUUCAAUGUAAAAUUCAAUAAGAUAAGUCAAACUUUGUCUUUCAUAGACAAUAAAUACUCUUCUAAUUUAAAGAUCUCUGAUAUGAUUGGUCAAUAUUAAUUUUUCUAAGAAGCAAAUACAGAUAUAUUAUAGUCUAUUUAAUAGUUCUAUAUUAUCUAUAUUUAAGGAGGAGCCAUAGAUUUUGAAUCAAAUACUUUUGAUCAAGUUGAUUAUUUACAAGGCCUCCUUUAUGUAACAGGAGGGAUGUUGUAAUUUAAUAAUAAUAAGAUAUUGAAUUCCAAUUUUAGGUUUACUCCUUUAGUUUAUUUUUAUAAAUUAGGAAUAACCUCAUUAAACUAAUUAACUGUAUUAAAUAUGAAUGAAUGUAGUGAUUGCUUAGAAAAUGGUCAAUUACAUUUUUUAACAAACUACGCGUUGACAUCAUUUAACAAUUUCUUUUUGAUAGAAAGUCCCUCUAACAGUCUCUCAAUAGUAUCUGCAGAUAUCGAAAAAGUAGUAUGUACUAAAUGCACUUAAGGUAUUCUUGGAAUUCAAUCUACCUCUAAAUCUAUUACAUUAACAGGUGGUAGUUUUAAAAAUAAUAAUUCAAACUAAGGCUCUUUGUUUAUUGGAGGAAAUUCUGCUCCUUCUUUAAGAAUGUUAGGAGCUUAAUAGAGCCCUGCAGGCGCGUAAAUUACAAUUAGUACUUUAACAUUUUAAGGUAAUAGCGCAACUCUAGGUGGAGGAAUAUACAUAUCAUACAAUAAUCUUUUGCUUUCAUCUGUCUAAUUGAAUAAAAAUACAGCAACUUAAGGAGGAGGAAUAUACUUUCUUACUUCUGAUUCUAACCCAAAUACAUUUAUAUUGUAAUAAUCUUCUAUUAGCUAAAAUUCAGCUUAAGUUGGAGGAGGUAUCAAAGUCAUUGGAACUUUCCCUUAGCUGAUGCUUGGAUCUACAGUAAGUGGAAAUACAGCGAUGCAAUCAGGAAGUGAUAUCACUAGUUAUCCUACAGGAUUGAAGGUAUAUUAAAAUAGAAAAUAUAUACCAUAUAAUUCAUAAUAAGGAGCAGUUAUUUUUAAUUAAUGGUCUCCUGGAGUAUCAACUGAUCAGGAACUUUUUGUGUAUCUUACUGGAUAAGACGGAACAAUUUAAAAAUUAGAUUCUGGGAUAACUGCAACUUUGACAGUAUCUCUAAACUAUUAAUCUGAUUCUUAAAUUCCAUCUACUGCUAAAAUUUCUGGAACAACUACAGUCAAUUAUGAUUCGUUAAUUGGUGGAUUUUAUAUGAAUCAAGUUUAAUUUUAGUAGCAACCUCAGUCUUAGUUACUUGCGAAACUAUAGUCUUCCAUUAUUAAAAUCCCUACAUUCGAUAAUACAGGAGCAUUAGUUUCAAUAAAUACUAAUUACAAUCUUCCAUUAAUUUUUAACACUAGAUACUGCACUAUUGGCGAAGCCUUCCUCGCUGCAACUGGUUAGUGCUUCCAUUGUGCAAAUGGAACAUACAGUAUAGUAUAGAAUUCAACAUCUUGCCAAGAUUGCCCUAAAAUAGGUGUAAGUAGUUGUCCUGGAGGAAGUGUACUUAAAUUAUAAUCAGGAUAUUGGCGUCCAUCAGCAGAUAAUGAUAAUAUAGAACCAUGCUCUAAUUAAUUUUCUAAUUGUGCAGGCGGUAAAGGAGUAGGUGAUUAGCUAUGCUCUGAGGGACAUAUUGGGGCUCUUUGUGAAGUUUGUGAUAUAAGUGCUAGAUUUUGGUUAGAAAGCUACUCUAAUAGCGGUUAAUAUUCUUGUGGAAAAUGUAAAGAUACAUCAAAUAAUACAUUAAAAAUGGUAGGGUUAACUCUCUACACUUUAAUAGCAAUUUUCUUCUCUGUUAAAAGUACUAAAGCUCUUUUGGACUCCUACAUAAUAACAUUCUACUUUUAAAAAAUUGGUCUGAUUUAAAAAAGUGCUAAAGUAAGUACAGAAUCUGUAGGAAUCAUAAUCAAGCUAUUUACAACGUAUCUUCAAUUGAUAGUAGUUAUUACUACUUUUAAUUUAUAAUUACCUCCAGGUAUAAGCGAUAUUACAGUAAAUGUGGGAGAUCCAGUAUAACAAAUGAGUUUUAGCAUGGACUGUGGUCUAUAUAAGAUAUCUGGGAAAAUACCAAUGACAUAUUUUAGAUUGAUGUGGUCAUAAUUAAUGCCAUUUUUUUAUGUUACUACUUACUUAAUAGGACAUUAUUUAUAUUAAAAAGUCAAAAAGAUAUAAAGUAGAGCUGUUAUUGCUUGGAUAGCAUUCAUCUACAUAUAUAUCUCUAUGUAGCCUUCAAUAGUUAAAUAAAACAUUUAGACAAUAUCAUGCAGAUAAAUAUCAGGACUUUAAUAUAUUAAAGCAAAUGUUUCUGAACUGUGCUAUACAUCCUAACAUAUAGCAUAUAUGCUUCUCUUGAUAUUACCAACCCUGAUUCUGUGGGUAUUUUUGAUACCUAUUUUCUUUUUAAAAAAAAUGUAUGACGGAAGAUAUUAGUUGGAUAAAAUUAAUAUGUAAUACAGAUUUGGGUUUUUAUAUACUGAGUAUAAAAAGACUUCUUACUUUUGGGAAUUAGUUAAAGUUUAUCAAAAAACUUUUAUUACUUUUUUUAUCAAUAUUUACGAUAGCUAUAAUACUGUUAAGGGAGUGCUUGUUAUACUAGUACUUGUUGUUUACUUAAGACUGUAACAACACUAUUAGCCUUAUUUGGAAAAAAGAUUUAAUGAUCUAGAUUUUUAAUUGAAUUUAACAGUAAUUGCAUCAAUUAUUAUUUCUAUGUUCAUCUUGGAUAAUCCGUUUUCCUAUUUAAUUUGGUUCGGCUAUAUUAUUAUGGUUGUAAUAAACACAAUUAUAAUUGCAUAGCUUAUAAGAAUUUUAAUUUCUGGUUACACUUAAUAAUUUGAAGCUAAAAUAGGAGAUAAAAUAGUAAAAUUCUCAAUUCGUUAUCCGAAAAUAGCAAAAUAUUUGAAUUUGCCUUAAGUUCCCAAAGAAAGAAUCAAAAAUUUAUGGAAUAAAUGUAGGAUUCAUGUUAAAUUUACUUUUAUCAAGCCAAAAGCUGAAAAAGAACAAAAAUAAAAACAUGAAUCAAAUGAUUUAAAGAUUGAAAAUUAUGAGUCUAAAAAUUAAUUAAUUAAAAGUGAUAUUUUGAAUGAUAAGAGUUCAUAAAAAGCCAGUUAAGAGAUGGAACAAGUAAAAAUAAGGCCAAAAUUAAAUUUAGGAUCAUUAGAAUAAAUUGACCAAAAUAUGUACACUCAUAACUAGAUUGGAGGAUUAAAUACAGGUUAGAAUAUUGAAACCAAUUUAAAAAUUAAUAGGCCUUCUUCAAGCAAGUAAUUAAUGAAGAUUUUGUAAAAUCCUAAUUUUUAUGACUCCCCAAUUGAUAAUAAUCAUGAUGAUUUUAAUCUUUUGAAUGAAGUUCAAAAUAAAGCAGUCUUAGAUAUAAACGAACAAACAUAAAUUACUUUUCAAAAUUAAUAGAAAAAUGAAUAAAAUAAUUAAAUUGAAGUUAUUAAUAUGGUUUGA
Tetrahymena thermophila SB210 is the source of this 8397-nucleotide messenger RNA. RefSeq names its product transmembrane protein, putative. Lineage: Eukaryota; Ciliophora; Oligohymenophorea; Hymenostomatida; Tetrahymenidae. The transcript is spliced from 19 exons. The record is from RefSeq and is a predicted model, not a curated record.